This is a messenger RNA of Cyprinodon tularosa, 4251 nucleotides long. It is a transcript of the gene ephb6, whose product is annotated as eph receptor B6. The record is from RefSeq and is a predicted model, not a curated record. Bases 65 to 3079 code for a protein of 1004 amino acids. Gene Ontology annotation, cellular component: plasma membrane; neuron projection. The transcript is spliced from 19 exons. Lineage: Eukaryota; Metazoa; Chordata; Actinopteri; Cyprinodontiformes; Cyprinodontidae. Gene Ontology annotation, molecular function: transmembrane-ephrin receptor activity; ATP binding; protein binding. Gene Ontology annotation, biological process: axon guidance; protein phosphorylation; cell surface receptor protein tyrosine kinase signaling pathway.
GCCUCUCUCUUUUUCAUGCUGCUCUCCCUUCCUCUCUGUCUGUCAGUGUCAUUCUAAACUGGAGAUGUGGAGUGUCUUUCUGUCUCUCUGCCUUUUCUUCCAGCCCAAUUCAGCUGAGGAAGUGAUGCUGCUGGACACAACAGAAACUACCUCAGAGCUGGGCUGGACAACCUAUCCAAAAACUGGGUGGGAUGAGGUCAGUGUGUUGGAUGACCGGGGGAAGCUCAUUCGCACCUUUGAGGUCUGCAAUGUCAACCAGAAUCCCCGUCAGCAGGAUAACUGGUUGGCAACACCUUUCCUCUACCGUCAAUCGGCUCCACGGAUGUUUGUAACGUUGCGCUUCUCUGUGCGCGACUGCACCAGCCUGCGCACACCAUCGCCCACCUGUCGUGAAACGCUCACCCUCUACUACAAGCAGGCUGACUCACAGAGGGAGCUGAUGAGAACCUGGGUCGCAGAGCCAUCUAGCGGUGAGAGAGAGACAAGGGAAGGUUGGGUGAAGAUCGACACGAUUGCAGCUGAUAAGAGUUUCUCCAAAGUAGAGCCCAGUUCACCUCACCAGUAUCAGCCCAACCGCUACAGUCGCAUCAAUGUUAAAACACGAAGCUUUGCUCCUCUGACACGUAAUGGGUUUGUUUUAGCAAUUGUGGACAGUGGAGCUUGUGUUUCCCUCAUGGGGGUGUCCAUUUUCUACCGUCGUUGUCCAGCCACCAGCCUCAACUUGGCGUCCUAUCCGGCAACUCCAUCAGGUGCAGAGCCGACUGCUUUAGUGCCUGUGACUGGGAUGUGUGUCCCCCACAGUAAAACACAGGGCGGCACCCCCCCUCGCAUGCACUGCAACGCUGAAGGCGAGUGGAUGGUGCCCGUUGGAGGAUGUGUCUGUGACAAAGGAUAUGAGCCAAACAUCAACGGAUCCGCCUGCUUGGCUUGUCCUGUGGGCUACUUCAAGUCUGUGUCUGGCUCCGUUCCCUGUUCUGUGUGUCCCCCCAACAGCAGAACCAGCCAGGAGGGGUCGAGUGUGUGCGAAUGUCGCAGUGGCUUUUAUCGAGCAUCCAAAGAUGCCAACUCUUCCGCCUGCACAACUCCUCCUUCUGCUCCAGUCUCUCCAACCUGGGAGUAUGAAAGCGGCGAUGGUGGGGUCUCCUUAAGGUGGCGUCCUCCUUUGGAUAUGGGAGGUCGCAGUGAAGUGUGGUAUGGCGUGGUUUGUCGCAUUUGCCCCUCUCCCACCUUCAGCAACCCAGCCGCAUGCUCCUGGUGUGGAGAGGGGGUCACCUUCAGCCCGUCACAAACCAACCUGAAACAGACUAGAGUAACCCUCAACAACCUACUGACCAGGGUCACUUAUCUCAUACAGGUGCAAGCCAUGAAUGAGGUGUCAUCUUUGAGUCCUUUUCCGGCUCGAUACACGAGCAUCAAUUUCACCACCAGCCAGUCAGUUCCCAGUACAGUUCCUAUGUUGCACCAGCUGAGCCGAGCUCCAGACUCCAUCACACUCUCUUGGCCUCAGCCGGAUCGACCCAACGGAGACAUCUUGGAGUACCAACUCCGAUAUUAUGACAAGGGUUCAGACAUGGACAGUGCAAUGACGGUAUUCAGCGAGACCAACACAGUGACCGUCAGUUCUCUGAUUCCUGGAUCUAUCUAUGCCUUCCAGAUCCGAGCUCGAAAUGAACGAGGCUAUGGUCCAUACAGCAACACCAUCUAUUUCACAACGCUGCCACUUGAGGAACAUUCGCUGCAGAUCCAGAAUCGACUUCCUCUGCUUGUUGGCUCGGUGAUGGGUGGCGCAGCCUUUCUCCUAGUGGUGGCAGCAAUUGUUGUUGUCGUUGUUUUUCGCAGCAAACGGAGAGAGAGCCCAUACAGCGACAGACUUCAGAGGUACAUCAGUAACCGGGGUGGGGUUAAAUAUUAUGUGGAUCCUUCUACAUAUGAAGACCCCAGUGAGGCAGUUAAAGAAUUUGCCCGUGAAAUAGAUCCUUCUCAUAUUAAGAUUGAGGAGGUAAUUGGUGCAGCCCAGUUUGGAGAAGUGUCUCGUGGACGUUACCGUCCUGUGGGCCGCAGGGAAGUGCUGGUGGCUGUGAAGACUAUUCGAUGGGGGGCAUCUGACAGAGAAAGGGGAAUGUUUCUCAGUGAAGCAGGGGUCCUUGGGCAAUUUGAUCAUCCAAAUGUGCUGAAGUUGGAGGGUGUUGUCACGCGAACUCCUCCAGAAAGAAUCAUCACUGAGUUCAUGGAGAAUGGGCCCCUGGAUGCUUUCCUUAGGGAGAACGAAGGUCAGUUCAGUGUCCUUCAACUUGUUGGGAUGCUCAGGGGAGUUGGCGCAGGAAUGCGAUAUCUGUCUGAGAGAAACUUUGUUCACAGAGACCUGGCUGCCAGAAAUGUGUUGGUCAAUUCCAACCUAGUUUGCAAAGUAUCCGACUUUGGCCUCUCCAGACUCAUGAGGGGUGUGGACCACAAUGUACCCACAUACACUGCCUCUCUGGGCAGUAAGAUUCCAGUGAGGUGGACCGCACCAGAAGCUUUCCAGCAUCGAAAGUUCAGCACAGCCAGUGAUGUCUGGAGCUUUGGCAUACUAAUGUGGGAAGUGAUGUCCUAUGGAGAGCGCCCAUACUGGGAUAUGAGCAAUCAAGAGGUGAUGAAGGCAGUAGCGGAUCAGUAUCGGCUUCCUCCUCCUCACAACUGUCCCCCUGCUCUCCACUCCCUGAUGCUUCAGUGCUGGCAGGCUGAACGGGGGGACCGGCCAGGCUUCGACCAGCUCCUCUCCUCUUUGGAUAGGCUGAUCAGACACCCUGCCUCCCUCAAGGCCGAGCCAACUCGGAGCUGCUCGCAACCAUUGCUCAGCCCAACCCCCACAGACUUAACGGCAGUGGCAACUGUCGGGGAUUGGCUGAAAGCGCUGAGGAUGGAGAGAUAUCAGGAGGAGUUUGAUCGAGCAAACAUAGACACAUUAGACAGAGUCAGCAUGCUCACUAUGGAAGAUGUCCAGAACCUUGGUGUGAACCUAUUGGGACAUCAGAGGAAGAUCGUCAGCGCAGCCCAGCAGCUCAGGUCCCACCUGAUGCAAGGCCAGGUGGAGGUCUGAGGAUCCGACCGCAGCACAAUCUGUUCCAAUUUUCACCUCCUUCUGCUUGUUGCAUUUGGUUCUGCAACGGUUUUUUAUUUAAUGUGGGCACUUUUUAAACCAAAUCGAAAAAGAGAAUAUGCUAAAUGCAACACUCUGAACUGUAUAUUCUUGUAAACUCAAUACAGCACGGUAACAGAACGUCCUCCCACUAAAUAGCGGAAGAAAGAUGCACAACGGGAGCUGGAAUCCAGGCCAAACUGAAGCUUGGAAAAGUUCUAAGAAGGACUUGGAAGAAUACUUUUCCCUUUGCUUUUCACUCAUCCUCACUUCAAUGUUCAUAGCCCUUUUUCUCUCCACGAUUCCAUCCCAUUCCACCUCAUCAAAAGUAAGCAAAAGAAAAGUUUUUCUUCAAAACAGAACACUCAAGGAAAUUUUCCUCACAAAGAAUUGCGUGAAGACAAUCAAAGGUUAUAAUUCUCUUUUUAAGUUAUUUGUAAAUCUGUAUCACUUCCUCUCUAUAUAAACAACCAAACUACCUAGCAGCUUACGGUGGCUAAAUGAGAUCCCACUGUUUGCUUUUUUUUUUUAGAUGUAAAGUUUAUUUAAUAUUUAAGCAAAAGUGCUAUAAAACAACAGUCCAAAUCCAAUCAAAAUGAUUUUGUAUGAACAAUCUAAGCCAUGUCGUGUCCCUUAAAAAGGCAUAUCCAGGGUCUAAGAGCAGCUCCUUUUAUUAGGGGUCACUAUAAUAUUAGAGCUCCCUCUCUGUAAAAUUUCACUGGAGCUUUGACAGAAACAGAAGCCACCAGCACCGCACGUGUACAUUUCACACUUCACCACUGUUUGGUUUGAUUGCCUGAGUGAAGACAUCGAGUCACUGAAGCUUGGUGAAUGUGAGAAAUGAGAAAGACGGAUAAAAUCUGAUCUGAUUUACACCUGGAGGAGAUAAAUGCUUUGUGGCAGUUUGACAGGAGCAAGUGUGUGCCUGCGUGUGUGUGCGUGUGCUGCUUGUACGAGAGGCUGUGUUUUUGUGUCCACUGCUGUAACAUGAUGGUGUGUGAGUGUGGGCGUGAUAGAGUCAAGUGUGUCAGGCUACACACACUUCUUUGUAGCUGUUUAUUUGUAUAAGGCUUCACCAUUAUUCUGUAAUUGUGAAAAUUUGUAAAAUAAAUAUGAUUUUAUUUAAAAAAAAA